ACACUACAAUAUUUACAAUCUACUAAUGGUCAAUGACCAUGAUAACAAUAAUACUUGCAAAGGAUUGCCCUUGGCACUGGCCUCCCACAUAGAAAUUGUUGUCCUAGUAGCUUAACUUGUAGAUCAAAAUGAGGAGCAGUCAACCUUUUUUAACAGAUAAAUAUUGCAGAUUGUCAAAAUUUAUUUGGUGCAAGCACUGCAAGGAAAGAUUUUGUUAAAGAGAAACGCUAGCCGAAUAUCCUCCAUUAAUUGUUGGUUAAAAGAGAUACUUCCACUUCAACCAUCUUCGUAGUUAUUGAACAUUUUCUUUUAAUUUUUAUGUGACAUUUCCUCUUUCAUUUUAACAUGGAGAUGUCUUCAUCACCUACUUGGCUUAAGCAGCCUGCUGAAGGAUCAGAAGAAAAUGUUUGCAAGGCUUCUCAUAGAGAUAUCAUCAUGUUCUCUGAGGUGAGCAGACCCGUCACUAUCAGUAUGAAGCUGUUGGGUCUGUGGCAUGAACGAUCACCAUCUGGAGUCGCAGUUCAUCCUGCUCAACAAGAGGAUGAUGCGCAGUCACUACAAAGGAAUCAAUCUUUCAUCCGGAACAUCUUGAACAGACUCGGCUUCGUCUAUCAUGCCUUCGUUGUCCUAGUCAUGUGGUUUGAUCUCGUUCGUUUUCUCGUUUUCAUUGCCCCAACUUUAAACCUACAGAAUGCAUCUUACUUGUGCUGGUACGUACAAAAUGCCACAACCAACACUGUCCUCUUCCUGGCAUGCUAUAGAACCUGCAAGAUACAGCGCUUCUUCAGCUACUGGCAGAACCCCUCCGCCGAAAGACAUCGGGUGGACUUCGACCACAGGUCAGUCGACACGCAGUCUCCCAAGCCAAGGUGCAUGUUGCAACGGAAGAAGUUCAAGAAGGUUGGGAUCCUGGCUGCACUAGGAGGGUGGUUUUUCAUCCUUGGGUCGUACCCCGUCUCCAUGUACUUCACCUUCGGCUAUCAUGGUGAAGAAAUCCGUAUCAUGUGCUCGCCCUGGACAAGUGAUAUUCCCUGUGCUUUCCUGCAAGUCAUUUCAUUCUUUGCCUUGGCAUGCCACAAGUUCCCUGUUGUCUACCUUUGCCUCAUUUGCUAUGUUCUUUCGGAGAGAUUUGACUCGCUCACCAAAGCCUUCAAGGAGGAGAACCCCCUAGGUACCUGCGCAAGGGCUGAUGUCCUGGAAGAGACCCGUCGACAGCAUAACAUUUUGUGUCUUCUCACAUCACAGUGCGACUACAUUUUCUCUACACUUGUCGCCAUUGUCUUUGCCACUGACAUCCCCCUGCUCAUCUUUCUCAUGUAUGAUAUUUAUUUCAACAGCGACAGUUCAAGCACUUUUACUACUGCCUUGAAUGCCUACUGGGGUGUCUCAAAUAUGCUGAAUAUUUUGCUCAUCUCCUGGUGCUGUUCAAUGCUUAAUGAGAAGGCACAUUCAUUGCGGCGACAUGUCUAUGAACUUCACGUGGAUGCAAGUGACACCAGAAUAUCUCAUAUUCACCUGCUACUGGUUUCCCGCCUAAAUGGUCCAAACAUUGGGCUUUCAUUCAUUGGAUUCUUCACUGUCACCAGGAAUGUCAUUCUAACGAUUGCUGGUUUCGUGUUGACUUACUUCACUCUUCUAAUCGAUCUGGGGCCUGAAAAAUCUCAUAAUUUGUGCAGCAACGCGACAUCAAAUUUGACGUCAUAAACUUUUGGAAAUCAAUUCAUUAUUUAUUUUCAUCUAAAAAUAAUUCCCGUUGUGAUACGUUUAGAGAAGAAUUUAUUAAUAAUGCGUUAUUUUUUUAAAAGUAUACAGGGUAUUAUAAAGAUACUGAGGGCGACCCUCCCCCUCCCCCUCCCCCAGAAGAAAAAAACAAAACAGAGGGGAAAACAGAAAAGAAUUGAAGGCUGACAAAACGACUUCACCUCACCCCCCCCCCCCCCCCUUAUGAAAAUACCCUUGCGCUGCAACUUUAUGAUAUUCUAUUUCUAUUCGUUAUCUGUAGUUGAUCUGUAAGUUGAUGAUCGAAAUUGACUUAAUGCAAAACAGUGACGCGAACCGUUAAUUAGUAUGCUAUUAAACAAAUUACUGCACAAAGUUUGGCUGAAUUGGGGUACAUAUUUUGCUUUGAUAUUGUAUCCACGUUGAUGUAAGUUAUUACGCCAACUUAUUCAAUGUUUUUUUUUCAUGUACAUGUUGGGAUUGAGUUAUCCUUCCCCGUUAUCUUUUCUCGUUUUAUUCUUUAAGAAACAUGUCUUUCUAUAAAGAUAUAAUUUUAGUGUUAUUUUCUUCUGGCCUCAUGAUAUACUUAAAUGAUCGCCGUGAACUCAUUUGAUUAAACAUUAAUUAAAGUGAGCAAAAUACGA
Lytechinus pictus (painted urchin) is the source of this 2363-nucleotide messenger RNA. RefSeq lists its product as uncharacterized. NCBI's taxonomy places the organism in Eukaryota, Metazoa, Echinodermata, Echinoidea, Temnopleuroida, Toxopneustidae. Gene Ontology annotation, cellular component: membrane. The record is from RefSeq and is a predicted model, not a curated record. The transcript is spliced from 4 exons. Bases 346 to 1704 code for a protein of 452 amino acids. Gene Ontology annotation, biological process: sensory perception of taste.